AUGACUGCUAUCAAGCAUGCCCUGCAGAGGGACAUAUUCACUCCAAAUGAUGAGCGCCUCCUCAGUAUUGUGAACGUAUGCAAAGCUGGAAAAAAGAAGAAAAACUGCUUUUUAUGUGCCACAGUAACAACGGAGCGUCCAGUUCAUGUUCGAGUGGUGAAAGUAAAGAAAUCUGACAAAGGGGAUUUCUAUAAGACCCAGACCACAUGGCUGCUGCAAGACCUGACAAUGGUGGAUGCCAAAGAUGACCUCAAGGAAAACCCUGACUUUGAUCUGCAUUUUGAUAAAGUCUACAAGUGGGUCGCCAGCAGUCCAGCUGAAAAGAAUGCUUUCAUUUCCUGUAUCUUGAAACUAAACCAAAGAUACCUGAGAAAAAAAAUUGACCUUGCCAAUGUCAGUCCGCAGCUUUUGGAAGAGUCUGUUCCUAGUGGAGAGAACCAGAGUGUGGCUGGGGGAGAGGAAGAAGCAGCUGCCGAAUACCAAGAGCUGAAUGCUAGGGAGAAGCAGGAUAUCGAGUUCAUGAUGGAGGGCUGUGAAUAUGCCAUUUCCAAUGCUGAGGCCUUUGCUGAGAAACUUUCAAGGGAGCUACAGGUCCUGGAUGGGGCAAAUAUCCAGUCCAUCAUGGCUUCAGAGAAACAGGUUAACAUCCUUAUGCAGUUGCUGGACGAGGCCCUAAAAGAGGUGGACCAGAUAGAAGGGAAGCUGAGCAGCUAUGAAGAGAUGUUGCAAAGUGUGAAAGAGCAGAUGGAUCAGAUUUCUGAAAGUAACCAUCUCAUUGAGCUCAGCAAAACCAACAGUGAGAGACUGCUGGGCGAGAUUGAGUUUCUUGUUAACCACAUGGACCUAUCAAAGGGUCACAUUAAAGCCCUUCAAGAAGCUGACCUUUCUUCCUCUCGUGGUAUUGAGGCUUGUACUAAUGCAGCGGAGGCUCUUCUACAGUGUAUGAAUGUAUCUCUUCAACCAGGACACUCAAUGCUUCAAGCUGUAAAACAGCAACAGCAGCUCUUCACUGACCUCAGAGAGCAGUUUGCUCGCCGACUAGCCAGCCACCUAAACAAUGUAUUUGUCCAACAGGGCCACGAUCAAACUUCCACGCUUUCAGUUGAAAUGACCCUACCAAACCACCAUCCUUUCCACCGAGAUCUUCUACGAUAUGCCAAACUGAUGGAGUGGCUGAAAAACACUGAAUAUGCUAGAUAUGAAGGACUUAUGAAGAACUACAUUGAUUAUAUUGUGCGGUUAUAUGACCGAGAGAUCAGGGAUUUCUUCGAGGUGGCUAAAAACAAGAUGACUGGUGCCACCAAAGAAGGAAAGAAGUUUGCUACGCUGCCUCGAAAAGAGAGUGCCGUGAAACAGGAGACAGAAAGUCUUCAUGGGAGCUCUGGAAAAUUGACGGGAUCCACAUCCAGUCUGAAUAAGUUGUCAGUCCAGAGUUCAGGAAGUCGCAGGUCUCAGUCAUCUUCAUUACUGGAUAUGGGCAACAUGUCUGCCUCUGAUUUGGAUGUCGCUGACCGCACCAAGUUUGAUAAGAUAUUUGAACAGGUCUUAAGUGAACUGGAGCCGCUUUGUCUGGCAGAACAAGACUUCAUCAGUAAAUUCUUCAAUCUAUCUCAGCAUCAGAGCAUGUCUCGGACAUCUAUGGUAAGGUGCACUGUUUAUUUAUUAAUGGUAGUUGUGUUAGUUUUAUUACCAUUUCUGUCUAGUUUAUUGUUUUCAAGCCAGGCAAUAAAAAGCUACAGAGUGCAAAAAGAAAAAAAAUAG
This is a messenger RNA of Staurois parvus, 1761 nucleotides long. The record is from the annotation of a GenBank genome assembly. Lineage: Eukaryota; Metazoa; Chordata; Amphibia; Anura; Ranidae.